GGUUCAAAAAUCCUGCGUUUAGCAAGACGGAUGUCUGUUGCUAGUGGUUGUUUUACGCAUUGUUUUACAUUCUCAUACAAAAUAACCCCAAAACAGACAUAUGUUGAGUCGGUUUCACUGUCAGCCCAAUGACAGCUGAUGCCGAAAAGAAAAAAACCUACACUCUUCCAUUUCGUCAAAAGUUGUACAACAGAGUGGAUUGGACUGGUUCAGCGCUGGUCAAUCGUUUGUUGAUUAUCUCGACCAGGAAAUUCUUCUCUCUUAUUGACGAUUAUCAUGGCUGCCGUAGCUACCAAGGACAUUGAGAAACCGGUCGUCGAGACUGCGACCGUGCAUCGCAUCCGUAUCACGCUGACCUCCCGGAAUGUUCGCAGCCUGGAGAAGGUGUGUGCCGAUCUGAUCGCCGGAGCUAAGAAGCAGAAGCUGCGCGUCAAGGGUCCAGUCCGUAUGCCGACCAAGAUCCUCCGCAUCACUACCCGUAAGACUCCUUGCGGUGAGGGUUCGAAGACUUGGGAUCGUUUCCAGAUGCGCAUCCACAAGCGUAUCAUCGAUCUGCACUCGCCAUCGGAAAUCGUGAAACAAAUCACCUCGAUUAACAUGGAACCCGGUGUAGAGGUCGAGGUGACGAUCGCCGACCCAUAAGCUGCUGCCCGUAGCACCCGCGUUCGGAAGACGACCGGUAUGUGAUCAGUUCUCUCUGUCUCACUGGUCGCUCGACCAUUGCACUGUGUGCAACUAAAGCCUAGGGCAUGGUAUUGCUCUAGCCCGUUACUUCACCUAACAUCACUGCAACGAAGUAACGGAAACACGUUCCCGUAUUUUUUGUUUGCUUCUCUGAUGAAUGUUCCAUCAUCAGAGUGAAACAUUUAUAUGGAAAAUAAGAAAACAACGCAUUUGAACGUGUGAAAGGGA
Molecule: messenger RNA, 912 nt
Organism: Anopheles stephensi (Asian malaria mosquito)
Lineage: Eukaryota; Metazoa; Arthropoda; Insecta; Diptera; Culicidae
Gene: RpS20
Product: 40S ribosomal protein S20
Exons: 4
Coding region: 277-642 (121 amino acids)
Biological process (GO): translation
Cellular component (GO): ribosome; cytosolic small ribosomal subunit
Molecular function (GO): structural constituent of ribosome
Source: RefSeq, a predicted model, not a curated record